Molecule: messenger RNA, 933 nt
Organism: Ascochyta rabiei
Lineage: Eukaryota; Fungi; Ascomycota; Dothideomycetes; Pleosporales; Didymellaceae
Exons: 2
Coding region: 1-933 (310 amino acids)
Source: RefSeq, a predicted model, not a curated record
AUGGCCAACGUUCCCAUCAUAGCCUUUGACUACGACUUGUCUCCCUACGCCCAAAAGAUCCGCGACGCACUCGCCGCCAGCGGCAUACCCUUCCAACGCAGCGACCAACCCUUUGUUCUCCCUCGUCCAAUUCUCGAGAAGCUCGACAUCCAAUACCGUCGUAUCCCCUUGCUAGCGUUUGGCAAAGAUGUGUACUGCGACACCUCGCUCAUCAUCGACGAGCUCCAAGCCCGGUAUGGCGCCCUCCCCACCAGCCAAGCAGAUAAAGCGUACGAGAUUUUCGGCGUCCAAAUUUUUAACAGCGUCUUGAACGUCGUGCCCACAGUGGCGCUGACACCAGAGUUUAUCAAAGACCGAGUCACCAUCUUUCCAGCCCUGAAUAACCCCAACUUUGGCGAACUACGACCCAGCGGAUUGGCCGAGAUGAAGGCGAAAUUCCAGAUCAUCGAGAACGACUUCCUGGGCAAGAGCUCCGGGCCUUUUAUCGCGGGUGAGAAGUUUGGACUCGCAGAUCUUCACGCUGGGUGGGCUGUAGGCUGGAGUCUCAAAGCCAUUGGACUGGGCCAGGAACCUGGAUUCAGCGCUCAAGAUUUCCCACGUAUCUACAAAUGGGUAUCUAGCUGGCCUACCCCAGAGUACAAAGACCUCUCCCAGGAGGAUGUUUGGGAGGUAGUGCAGAAUGCAGAGUAUACUGCAAAGGACAUCGGGGUGAAUGAGAAGGAUCCGAUUGGAUUCAAAGCGGGAACCCAUGUCACGGUGGAGAGCGGCGAUACUGAGCCGGGCGCACACCCGCAGAAGGGGAAGCUCGUCGGUUUGAAUGAUAAAGAAACGGUGGUGGAGUUGAAAAAUGGAAUAAGGCUGCAUUUCCCACGCAUUGGCUAUGUGGUGAAAGAGGCCAAAGCAGCGGGCAUGGCAUCAAGAUUCGGUCGCUGA